AUGCUCCACAAGCAGCAGGCGAGCAAAUUGCCAUCGGCGUUUGAUCGUGCAUGGGAGGCUGUAGGGGGAGGGCCUGCUGACCUAUAUUUCCCCGAGGAGUUCCUGGGGGUUUGGAGCGUCGAAUCGACGCUGGCUUCCGUGCAGCUUCCCCUAGGGCCCGACUUUGUGCCCGAUACCAAGGUGGUGGAAAGGGCAAAAGCAGAGGAUCUAAACAGGCAAGUGCGGUACACCGUCGCCUUCGUGCGCAACCGCGAUGGCAAAAUCAUCACAGACCGGCGCUUCAACACGCUGAGCCUGCUGGAUUACUACCUGGGCCCCGGCAAGUUGACAGCGCAGGACAUCGCCUGGAACCCCAAUGACCCCAACGUCCUCAACAUGGCCCUCCCAGGGGGAUUGGACAUAACGACAAGGGUGACGCGGCGAUCUGAGUCAUCAGCAGGCCCGGACCGGCUGGACACGUCAGAGUACUUCCAGCAGCUAUACGAUUCCCCGGGCCGCGCGGAACCAAAGGUCAAAGCGAGCCAGUGCUUCACAAAGUACAAGUGGCGGGACUCGGCCGCAGCGCAGCGCGAGAGCGGGCCCCAGAUCGUGGCCACUCAGGUGGUGAGCGACUAUCUGACGCCGUACGAUGGAGAGAUGCUGAUGAUGCGUGCAAAAAACAGCCCAGUGGUUAUCUACACCUACAAGAUGCGCUUCUGGCGGAGCCCAAAAGACAAUGCUGUUGCCUUGUAG
Messenger RNA from Coccomyxa subellipsoidea C-169, 732 nucleotides. RefSeq lists its product as hypothetical. The transcript is spliced from 7 exons. The record is from RefSeq and is a predicted model, not a curated record. Lineage: Eukaryota; Viridiplantae; Chlorophyta; Trebouxiophyceae; Coccomyxaceae. Bases 1 to 732 code for a protein of 243 amino acids.